AGAAGUCAGAGAGUCAGCAGUAAACCAUCAGAGCCUCAACAUGAAAGUCCGUCACACUUUGAUCUGCUUCUUCUUCCUCUCUCUGCAGGAUGGAAACACUGGUCUCACCAAUGCCCAGAUCCCAUCUGUCUAUACAGGAACUGAAGGAGGAGAUAUCAGAGUUACAUGCUCCUUUUCUUCACCUGGAAGCUCGAUGUUCUUUUGCAAGAGAGAAUGUAAACCAGAGGACAUCCUCAUUCACACAACUGAUGUCAGAGAUCAGAGAGGCAGAUACAGCAUCAGAUAUGAAGGAGGAUAUUCUUUAUAUUUUAAAUAUGUUUUUGUGAGCAUCACACAGCUGACCAAGUCUGACUCAGGACAGUACAAGUGUGGUCUGGGUGGAUCAAACAUCAAGUUUGAAAUCAUUGUUGUAGAUGCACUGCUGGAUGGAAGUCCUCCUGAAGACAAAUCCCUCUAUACAAGAGCUGGAGGAAAUAUUGUAGUUGGAUGCUCCUUUACUGUCUCUGGAAGGAGGAGGUAUUUCUGCAAGGAAGAAUGUAAAGAGAAAGACAUUCUUGUUGAAACAACUGGUUACACAGCUGAGAGAGGCAGAUACAGCAUCAGAUAUACACAACGAUCUCUGACAGAUGUAUCUGUGUAUGUGAGCAUCACACAGCUGACAGAGUCUGACUCAGGACGGUACAGGUGUGGUCUGGACAGACAUUUAUCACCAGAUUCCUACUGGGAGUUUGAGAUUAUUGUCACAGAUGACCCAUCAGCCUCCAUACCAACAACACAGAUUUCUCAGACUGACCUGCAUCAGAUUGAGACAGCACCACUUCGAGAUGUGUGGCUGCCUGUCGGUCUGACUCUGGCCGUAAUGGUUAUCCUAUUAUUACUGGCUGUGGUGAUAUACUGCAGGAAGAGGUCUUCUAAACCCAAGGAAGCUCCAGUGGAAACAGAGUACACUUCUGUCACAGAGACCAACCAAGUGUACGAGAACAUCAGAGAGGACAGACACAGCAGAUCUGCUCCUGUGGAAAUCUCUUCAGUUUACCCUCUCGCCAAAUAUACCAAACAAAAAACUCCCGAAUCCACUGAUGACUACAGCUCUGUCUCUGAAUCCAGAUUUCAAAAUACAGCUGAAGACUACUUGGGUAAACUCACCUAUUCUGAGGUGAUUUUUUCCAAAAGGACCGUUGGCUCGUCCACCAGAGCCCUCCGUGGUGACGACAAUAAUGUUGUCUACUCUGUUCCACGGGUAGAGACGAGCUCCGAUACUGAUGAUCAACCUGUUUACUCUGUUACUUAGCUUCACAUUAUUAUAACAUAUUAUAACAUAUUUGUGUUGUGAUUUGCAAAUGCGCACAAUUUUAUCUGUACAUACAUCUUUUUAUUUCACAUACAAAGUGUUAUUUCAACAUUUGUGGAUCCAUUUUCACACACAAAACAGUUUUCACACAUUGGUGGAUCUCUUCCAGUCAAUUUGCGGGUCACGUUACAUUUGUGACUUCCUUUUUACGCAUUUGUGGAAUUUUUGUCCAAUCUGUCCUGCCCAGAUCUGUAAGUUUAACAGCAGUUUAAUAGCUACCCUAGCAGGGUACUCACUGAUGCACUGAUCCAGGUCUGGGAGGAGACCAGGACACCAGGACACCACCUGCCAUCUCAUCAGGAGCAUGCUCAGAGAUUGAUGGGCGUGCCAUUCACACUACUGAGACAUUAUGAGUUGAUGAAAGUCAUAAAGUUGGAUCAGCCUGUGAUUGAUUUUUUUACUUUGAUUUUUAGUUCAUCUUUUUAUAUUGAAUAAGAAGAGCAAGGAAGUUUGUCAUUAAUGCAUGUAUAAUGUAUUAUUUUGGACUGUGACAUACUGGAGACCAUACUGGUAAAAAUGAGUCAUUCAAAAAUGUGCCUCUAACCUCAGACCCUGCAGCAGACAUAAAGAUAAUGGAGAAUCGAGCGGCUGCUCACUGCUCCCUUGAGGGAUGGGUUAAAGUGCAGAGAACGAAUUUCGCAAUGUGUAUGUGACAAUAAAAGUAUCUUCUUCUUCUAUCUCUUUAAUAAAGCCAGUAUAGACAGAAAAAAAACACUACAGAGAAAAAAAAUUGUUCAAUGUACAAAAACUUGUAGGACAGACUUGAAAAAAUGCAAACUUAUCCUUUAAAAUAUUCAUUACAAGUUACUUCCAUAAAAAAAAAUUGAGGAAGGAAAAUGAAGGACACGAACUUACCCAACUAUUCACUUUCACUUAAACAAUGUCACACCUUUUUUUCUUACGUUUGGUUUUAAGACUGCAGUUAUUAUGGUUAUAGAUUAAAUAAAAUGUCAGAAAAUAGUGAAAAUUGCCUUUAACAUUUCAAACAGCCCAAGGUCAUCUGUUUUUUUGAUAGUUCCACUUUCGGGGAUAUAUUUCAUAUUUUAGUCGCACUCACUGGAACAUUCCUAUUGUAGUUAACAAGUUGGAGAUAAUGUGGCUAAUGUGAAUAUCUGUGAGUGAGGAUGACUGUUGUGCAGCUGAAACAAAUAAAUGUCGUUUAAAAGUGA
Molecule: messenger RNA, 2520 nt
Organism: Micropterus salmoides (largemouth bass)
Lineage: Eukaryota; Metazoa; Chordata; Actinopteri; Centrarchiformes; Centrarchidae
Product: polymeric immunoglobulin receptor-like
Exons: 8
Coding region: 41-1291 (416 amino acids)
Cellular component (GO): plasma membrane
Molecular function (GO): transmembrane signaling receptor activity
Source: RefSeq, a predicted model, not a curated record